This is a messenger RNA of Gadus macrocephalus (Pacific cod), 5279 nucleotides long. RefSeq lists its product as uncharacterized. Lineage: Eukaryota; Metazoa; Chordata; Actinopteri; Gadiformes; Gadidae. Bases 978 to 2663 code for a protein of 561 amino acids. The transcript is spliced from 3 exons. Gene Ontology annotation, biological process: neuron projection development. The record is from RefSeq and is a predicted model, not a curated record. Gene Ontology annotation, cellular component: plasma membrane.
CACACACACACACACACACACACACACACACACAGACACAAAUACACAAGUACAUACACACAUCAGACUGAUAUAGAGGAGGCACAUACAUACAUACAUGCAUAGAAGCACGCACACACACACACACCCACACACGUACACACACACACCCACACAAAACCACAGUCAACAGGGUUUCCAACAGCAGUUUCCAUAGCAACAGAAGCAGAGUGAUAGGGGAGUGGUGUUAGGUCUGAUGCAUCAUGCAUGUCUGUCAGGGAGGACCAGGACUGGAGCAGGGUGGAGACCGAGAGGGGAGAGAGCUGGACGGAUGAACGGAAGGAGAGCUCCUUCUCCUCUUCCUGGAAAAAAAAAUUCAUUCAUACAUUUCCUUCUCCUCCAGACCCCUCCCUUGCCCCCACCCUCCACGUCUCUCUCUCUCUCUCUCUCUCUCUCUCUCUCUCUCUCUCUCUCUCUCUCUCUCUCUCUCUCUCUCUCUCUCUCUCUCCCUUCCCCAGGUGCACCGCCAUGUUGGCGCCUUGCUCUCCUCUCGUUACUCCUCCCACCCUCCCUCCCCUCCUCUGCCUCUCCAUCCAAUCCUCUUGAGUCAUCUACCCCUCUCCCCCUCUCUCUCUCUCUCUCUCUCUCUCUCUCUCUCUCUCUCUCUCUCUCUCUCUCUCUAGCCCUCUCUCUCCCUGCUGCUCUGUCACACACACACACACACUCUCACAGAGGGACACACACACACUCCUGUGGUGGUCGGGAUGUGAUCGCGCUCCUGCCUGCCGUCGAUGAUCACAUGGAGCCGCGGGAUUACCAGACGCCGCCGCCAACUCCACGACACGCAGUCCUCGCUCCCCAGCCGACAGACCAGGAGAGGUGGUGCCAGGAGUAGAGCAGAGGACAGAGGAAGCACCAGGAGUAACCAGGAGGCACCAGGAGGAGAGAGGAGGCACCAGGAGUAACCAGGGGGCACCAGGAGGAGAGAGACCCCGGUGAUGGAGGUGAGCGGUGGGCCGGCGUCUGAACUCCACCCCACAGGAACCGCCCUCCCCGCCGAGGCCCUUCGGCCCGGUCCCCAGGCCCCGGCAAACCACGAUGGAGCGGACCCCCCUGCCCACACCCUUCACCACGCGGGCCUGGUACCGGGCUCCCGGGAGCCCCUGAAGGAGGACUCGGUUGGAGGUCCUGGUUCUGUGGAGCAGCCUUGUGCUCAAGUCGCUCCCUCACACAGGUCCCCAGCCGGACCCCUGCUGCACCCCAGUGCCGGACCGAGGACCCCGGUGACUCCCCGGGUGGGAGCCGAGACACACACCUCGUCACACCUCCACCAGGGACACACGAUUGGGGCCAAUAACGGGCUGCAUGUGGGUGGAGGCGGUGGCAGUGGCGGUGGUGGUGGAGGCAGUGUUGUAGGUGGUGGAGGCAGUGGUGGCGGUGGUGGUGGUGGUGGUGGUGGAGGUGACGUUGGCAACAUCCUCCAGAGCCUGCAGCCGGUCCAGAGGAGUCCCUGUGAGACCGCCCAGGUGGAGGUGUGCGGCCACUCCCCUCAGGACCCCGCCUACCAUGCCCAGAAGGCCCAGGGCCAGGUGGUGGUCGCCUGCAAGCCGUCCCCCCGCCUGCGGCGCUGCGAGCUCCUGACCGCCGCCUACCACCACCACGACUCCGGGGGUUGCCCCGCCCAGCUGCUCCAGGGGGGGCACGCCCACUUGUGCGCCCCUGAGGACUGUGUCGCGGUCAACAACCACCACCACCACCACCACCACCUCCACCAUCAGCAGCAGCAGCAGCAACACUGCGAGGAGACGAUCCGCUACAGUUCUUACGCGAACCACGGGGUCCUCGAGGACGGCUUCCCGGCCUGCUGCCACGCCCAGCCACUCCUCGGCCCCGCCCGGCUGUCCCUCUGCCUGGCCGACGUCGAGGGGGGCUGUCAGUACCAGGCGGGGGUGGCGGCCCACCCGGAGACCCCGCUCCUGGCCCUCCCGCGCCUCGUAUCGUCCGUCAGCGAGACGGGCCUGGACGCCACGCGCCUGCUGGGCUGCUGCAGCCUCAGCUGCUCCUGGGCCCGCCCCUUCCCCCCCGGGGGCGGGGGCUUCCACGCCUGGACGGAGGAGCGCCAACGCUCCACCUCCCGCCCCAUCAGCCCCGUCGCUGCCGCCAACGCCAAUGCCAACCCCCCCAAGACCGCCGCCGCCCUCCGGGACGCGGGCACCAUGACGGCCCCCCGGGAGGUGAGGGACGUGGGGGUGCAGACCAGCCUCCCCGGCCACGCCCACGUCUUCCCCCAGGUGUGUCUGAUGGAGGAGGGGGCGGGCGGGGCCGAGGGCCCCCCGGACUGGGGGGAGGGUCCCGGCAGCGGCGGGGGUCUCGACGCCAAGCGGGGCUCCCUGAAGUCGCCGGUGAAGGAGGUGAAGUGGGACGCGGAGGGCAUGACCUGGGAGGUGUACGGGGCGGCGGUGGACCCCGAGGAGCUUGGCCUCGCCAUCCAGCGGCACCUGGAGCUGCAGAUCAAGGAGACGGCCAGCCGCGCGGCCAAGCUGUCCCGCCAGGGCACCGCCACCUCGCGCCACAGCUGUGCCGGUGCCAGCGGGAAGGAGUGCGGCAAGAAGAGGGGCCGGGUCCUCCUGGGGUCGUUCAGACCGCCCGCCUGCUGCGCACGGACCACCACCGCCGCCGACUGACCACCACCGCCGUCGACUGACCACCACCGCCACUGACCACCAUCGACUGACCACCACCGCCGCCGACUGACCACCACCGCCAUCGACUGACCGCCGCCAAGCGGACAGACUGACGGACUGCUGACCGACUAAUCGUGACCACCUGAGCCAAUGACUGUGACUGACUGACUCUGAGUCACUGACUCUGAUCACCUGACUGGAACCACUGAUUCACUGACUCUGAGUCAGUAGGCGUGUUUCAGAUCAAGCUUCCGUUGCAUUGCCUCGCAUAACAUAAUGCAUUCUGGGAUAAAAACUUCAGAAAUGCUGGUGAUAACUUCCCUACACGACAUGCCACAUGGGUUUAAAAACUUGCGGGAGCUCCAGGGUAACUCCCUCUGUCUGCUUUUCUGUACAUAUGGUCUCAAAUAAAUGCAGACAAAAGACACAAAUAAAUGCAGACAUAAGACAACCAAUUACGUUGCUGUAAUUGGUUGGAAUUACCAUGUUGAAUUUCCCACGUGAGAAAUGACAUAACUCCUUUCAAAGAGGCGUGCCCUCUCCCAAACUAUGCUUAUAAAGGAUAGACGACUUUGUGAACUUUCACUUCGUCACUCAUCAUGUUAUUUUUUUCUGAGGGAAAGGGGCUUCAAACUGUUUGCAAUGAAACUACAGUUGGCGAACAAAAUCCCUGGGCUGCACUGGUCGGGCCAUCUUCUUUGUUCAAACUACGAGAAGUGCACAUGGACCUAUAAAGGAAGUGCACCUGUGUCCGACUUGACGUGGUGGGAACUUGACGUGUUUCUGACUAAUUCCGGCGGAUCUUCUCAAGUCUCGUGCAUGCAUGCGCUCAAAUGCAGGCGGUCAAAAAAUGCAGCCAGUGACUCUGAGUCAGUGACUCUGACCACCUGACUCUGAUCACAUGACUCUGACCACCUGACUCUAAUCAUCUGAAUCGGAUCACCUGACUCUGACCACCUGACUCUGAUCACCUGACUCUUAUCACAUGACUCUGACCAACUGACUCUGACCACCUGACUCUGACCACCUGACGCUGAUCACCUGACUGCACCUGAGGGCUCGUAGGGACCAAACUGGCCGGCUGCCGACCAGAUUGAACCAGUUCACUGUGUGUAGCUCCAACUGCCAUAUAGAACUGUUCUAUGCCUCAAAUGUCGCCCAAUUGUAUGAUAGAAAAACUAGCAGGGGUGAAGUCUGUAGUAAAGUCAAAGAAUGGUACGUGGAAAUGUUGUCAGUUGAAUGUGACUUGCUAUGUUUGUUUGUGAUGUCCCCCACCCCCCUCUACAUCUAACAUGAGGUUAGAUGUCACACAGGGUUUGAUGUCACACAUGGUUAGAUGUAACACAGGGUUAGGUGUGGGGGGAGGGGAUCUUGAAAGAUUCUCAAAGGGAUAUCAGUUUGGACUUCAUGAUGAAAAACCACCAAUAGAUCGGUCUUGUCUAAACUCUGGAAUGAUUUCAACAGAACAAAAUCAUUCAUAUUUCAUGAAGUGGUUUGGAGCGUCGUGAAUGUGUGAAUGUGAUUAAAUAGGACAUCAUCCGCCGGUGAUGAAAACGUUGCGAUGUUUCUAACUUCCUGUGAGGGUUCAACGUAGGAAGAGAAGGAGCACCAUGUUUUUGUACUGAAUCAGAAUGAUUAUUAACCUAACUUAGAUGUUGCUUCCCGUUAGCUGGGAUGUUAAAAACAUCUGGAACCUCUGGAAUGUACUUCUAGUGACCGGCCGUUGCUGGUUGUCUGAAAUCCUACGGGCUACACCUUUUCUCAUCAGCCUCUCCUGACUGAUUUGUCUUAUCUUAGUAUUACUUCACAGCCAAAGAAUAUUUUUUUUCAAUGGGAACAGUCCCGUGUGCAUGUGUGUGAACACAUCUAUUCCACCGGUGAACGGAUCAAUUCCAGGCCAACAUUACUGUUUUUAUUGAUGGGUACCACCGUUUCUCUAUCUACACUGUAUAUCUGCUGUCUGCUUCGGUUUCUGCCGCAUAAACAAUGUACCAUCUCUUUAUGGUCGAGGCUAGAGUCAGAGAAAAUAAUGUUGUCUUUCUUGAUUACCUGUGCUGAUAUUUUCUCCCACAGAGGCCGACUGUUUCCAUCCACCGGCAACCCCGUGAGGGAAAGCAGUUUGUCAGUGUGAAUAUUGCUUUAAAAUACCGACAUACAUUGAUAUGUCACUCGUGGUUUACGCACGCUGGAGAACAGAGUGGUCUUGUGGUUCAGGUGUUCAGGCUGAAGGGUUCUGGGUUCAAUUGCCAAUGUUCUCUGACUACCUGUAGGUGUCUUUGAGCAAGAUGUCCCCUCACCCCUACUUCUCAAUUAUAUUUAUCUAAAUUCUGCUUUUGAGUAAUACUCUGGAAACUAAUCCAAAUUUAAUUUGUUUGGACUCCGCCCCUGUGGAGACCACAGUUAAUGAGGGGAAAAGGAGAAUUUAUUUUGGUGUAAUAUGUGGGAUGACAAACCAUGUGUUAUAAUUUACAUUUAAGAUGAAACGUUUGUUCAUGAGAAUGGCUAGCCUGUGCCUUUUGAGAGACAAUGUUUAGUUUGUAAUGUUUCAGGCUUAGUGAGCUAAGUCAUGUUCUGUGAGGGCUUGUGUUAUCUAAUAAAGGAAUACAGAAUACACAA